Anguilla rostrata (American eel) is the source of this 4151-nucleotide messenger RNA. Its product is annotated as ectodysplasin-A-like. The record is from RefSeq and is a predicted model, not a curated record. Gene Ontology annotation, biological process: animal organ development; immune response. Lineage: Eukaryota; Metazoa; Chordata; Actinopteri; Anguilliformes; Anguillidae. Gene Ontology annotation, cellular component: membrane. The coding region runs from base 566 to 1354 and encodes 262 amino acids. Gene Ontology annotation, molecular function: death receptor agonist activity; death receptor binding; tumor necrosis factor receptor binding. The transcript has 8 exons.
AAUAGGAUUUCUUAUUUCUCCUUGCUGCUUCCUCCUUGGUCAUAAGUGUGUUGAUGGAUUCCAGAUUCAGGUAGGGCUAUUAUGACUGUAAGAGCAUUUUAUGUGAGUGGUGACCUGGUGUAACCUGGCACUACUGCUUUUCCCACCCUCAGUUAGCUUAUGUUUCAUAAGGAUGGAUAGGCUGUCUUUUGUUGUCAGUCUUAUCAUUUUAUCUCAAUUUAAAGUCUUGCCUUCCUAUUCUGUUAUAGGCUGGCAGGGAGCAUGGCUGUAACCAGCACGGAGACUCUGGGCCAAAGCACACAGUGCAAAUCUGUACAAACACAUCAAAACACAAGCAAGACUUUGACCUACUGUAUGAAGGCAGUAACUGUCAUUAAAAAGCAAAAUAAUUUCCGGCUGUGUAUGGAGCCCAUUUAGUCCUGCUCCUCGUUUGCUCCCUCUCACAGAGGGGUGUCUCCCGAGAAAAUUAAAAAUGAAACCCCGUCUGGAUUUGAAAGUGCUUGAGAAAAUCAGAUUAAUUCAGUGACGGUGUUCAAUAUUCACAAAGCUCGACAGCAUCUUCCUGAUGAGCCCUGAAGAUAACGCCCACCCCACUGAAGACGAGCAGACGGUUAUUCAUCGGCCAAAGAGGAGUCCAGGCAAACGAGCAGAAUCAGAGUCAAAUGGAAAAAGGAAAGAGAAGAAGAAAGCUAAAAAAGGUCCACCUGGUGCGCCUGGCCCCCCAGGUCCUCCUGGUCCUCCGGGGCCACAGGGCCCCCCCGGGAUUCCUGGUAUUCCUGGCAUUCCAGGCAGCAACGCCAUGGGCCCGACGGGGCCACCUGGUCCCCCGGGGCCACCAGGGCCACAAGGGCCACCCGGACCCCAGGGACCAGCAGGGGGCCUUGAUAAAGUCAGACUGAGAGAAAUGCAGCCUGCUGUGGCUCAUUUGCAGGGCCAGGAAACAACCAUACAAGUCAAGGAAGAUCUUUCAGAAGGCGUUCUGAGGAACUGGAGGAUGAUCUCCGUGCACCACAAGGUGUUCAAGAUGCACUCGCGCUCGGGGGAGCUGGAGGUGCUGGUGGACGGCACCUACUUCAUCUAUAGUCAGGUAGAAGUUUACUACCUCAACUUCACUGACAUCGCCAGCUACGAGGUGAUGGUGGACAAGACGCCCUUCCUGCGCUGCACGCGCAGCAUCGAGACGGGCCAGCGCAAGUUCAACACCUGCUACACGGCGGGCGUGUGCCCGCUCCGCGCCCGCCAGCGCAUCUCCAUCCGCAUGGUGUACGAGGACACCUCCAUCAGCAUGACCAACCACACCACCUUCCUGGGCAGCAUCCGCCUGGGAGACUUCCCGCCGACCGGCCACUCCUGAGUCCCAACGGUUGUCCCGUCCCCCUCCUGCCCUCACCAUCGCCCCCGCCCUUCUUUGAUCCUGAGUCCCACCCACACCGUUGCCCCCGCCCCCUGUUCCCUGCUCCCAUUUCACCCCACCCAGACCAUUGCCCCACCCCCUGUUCACCUUUCACCCCACAAAUACCAUUACCCUACGCCCUGUUCACCUUUCACCCCACCCACAACUUUGCCCCACCCCCUAUUCACAUUUCACUGCACCCCCUCCAUUGCCCCACCCCCUGUUCACCUUUCACCCCACCCACAACUUUGCCCCACCCCCUAUUCACAUUUCACCCCACCCCCUCCAUUGCCCCACCCCCUGUUCACCUUUCACCCCACCCCCUCCAUUGCCCCACCCCCUGUUCACAUUUCACCCCACCCACACCAUUGCUUCUCCCUCUACUCACCCCUCGCUAUAGUUCACACCCUCAUCCCGACUCUGGCCAGAGUUUGCCAUUGCCAGUAUAUACAUAUAUAUAAACAAGCAAUGCUAAACUCUGCCGUUCACAUGUUGGGGAAUCUUUUGUUUCUGAGUAUACAGCCCCUCGGUUUAGACAACAAAGGACGACAUUUGCUUUGAUGAGCACUGUAUGUACCUACCUGUAUAUACACCUGUACUUCAGACUGCAUCCUGCAGCCCCCGCGGAUAAGUAUCUGUUCAUUCCACUGUCUCCACGGCGACAAGGAAAGGACAACAUAAACACAGGCCCAUACAACUACAAGUGGAGGGAGAGAAACUUUUUGUAUUCCCUUCAGGUCUUUAACAGGGACAUUAUUCAUAAAAACACGAAUAAUUGUGUUGAUUUUUUUUUUUUUUUUUUUUUUUUAAAGAAAAAAAAAUGCUAAUGCAUUAUCAACUUAUACAAAUAUCCUUUCCCAGAAACUUUUGAAUACACCUCUGGGAAAGGCAAAUUGUGAGACCAACAAAUUUUGUGGGAUUACAUUGACAUGAUGGCAUGUGUAUGAGCACACUUUGAUCUGACUCUCUUGCACACAUGAUCUUUAUUUAUUGAGAUGACUCCAGGUCUGUAAAGGUGCAUUUCUUUUGUGAAAAAGCAGGCCUGACAUUUAAAUCUGUAGCUAACUACUUCUUUCUUCCAAAAAUGACAAUAUUAAACUACAGCAAUUAUAUUGCAUUUCUUCAUGAUAAGAUGCAAGAGAAAAAUGUUUCAAUUUCACAGGUUUCACUUUAAGAGGAAUGCAUAAACCAGCUAAAAAUGGUCUAAUAACUUUAUUGUGUUAAAUAAAAAAUCUCAAAACACCAAUAUUGUCAUUUUUGUUCAUUUUGAUUAGUCUUUGCCUGCAUAUUAUACAAUGGUAUUGUGUCGCUCAGUCCAGCUUAUAAUUUCAUAUCUCAUUAAAUGUUUAAAAAAUAAAUUCUUGGCUUUGUUUGAAAAUUGGUGUGUUAGACCGCCAUCACUGCUUGUAUCAGAUUUCAUGAUGAUGUCCCUGUGUACCGGCCCAAAGGAAGCCAUUUUGUGCCAGCUGCCAAAAUCAAAACAACUGAACAACUGGAAGCCAUUGAGAAAUAUCUCAGCAAAGCAAACACAAAACAAAUAGUUUCACAUCAUCACAGGUCUCCAGUGAUUUCUUCUUUGGUGCAAAUUUUAUUUCAAUUUUUUUAUUUUAUUUUAUCGAUUAAUGGUCCUUGUUUUGGAUCCAGACUCAUCCCAGCUUCCAGAGGGUUAUUGCAUAUGCAAUAUUUAGUAUUUCUGAUUUUGAAUGCUGUGUAAUCUCAGCUGUUUAGCAGGGCAUUGGUUUGGAAAUUUGAGUUGCUGGGGCAGGAGUUUCAAAUGCUCGUAUUUUGAAGCAAAGGCCGUGGGCCCUGUUUUAUUGAGUCUCAGUUCAAUGCACAUAAUGAGAAGUGUUUUUUGUGGAAAAAGGCCUGUUUGUUUUCCUUUGGUUAUGUUUCAAAAUGGAAUAACGUCUCAGAGCUGAGUUUUAAACCCAUCGUUUAAGGCCCAGACAGACUCUUGCAGACAGCAGUGGAAAUGACUUCAAUGCUUUUGGGCCAAAUUAAGAUUAGUGAACUUCCCACUGUCAAAGUACUCCAGGUGGUAUUGGAUCCAGUUAUGUUUUCGUUGACAGAGGUUUUAUUUAACUUUAGGAUAACCCAUCUCUGAACACUUUGAAUUCCUUUGAUUGGCUGGUGGUAAUUUCAAUAAAAUGUUUGACAUGUCUCAUCACUGAAGAAAUGUCUUUUUUGCUGCCUUUCUUGAAUGAACAUGUACUUUAUUUUUCAAGAACAUGUAUUCAAAUUGUAUGUCAUGUUUAUAACAUUAUUUACGGUAUAGCCAAAAGGUUUGUCACUUUUUAUAGCGACUUGUGUCAACUGAUUCCAAAUUGCCAGAUGGUAUCCAAAAGUAUCUGUUAUCCUAAAUUACAGGCCCACUGAUUUGAUUAUUACCGAUAUAUCUACUAGGCUUUGGUUAAUUAGUUAUCCCCCAAGUUCACAUCAGAGCAUGUUGCAAAAUUGACAGAGGAAUAUGUAAUGUCCACACAGUAGCUAUAGUUUUUUUUUUUUCUUUUUUAGUUUUACUUUUUUCUGUUUUUCCUAGUUUAUUGUCCCUAGAAGCCAUUAUCGGCAGCCUUUCUGUUCAGUUGGAUUGUGUGACAAGUCAUGGUAGUAAAAACCUUUGUUAUCCUACUUUGUGGAAUAUGCUGUACAUUUGUAAACUGUAUUGUGGUUGUACAUAUGUAUAUAUAAAUAGAAUGUACUUUUUUUGUAAAUGGACUUUAUUUCUCAAUUCAUACAAUUAAAGUCUUUUUCAGUCAUA